AUGCUGCCCAAGUGCGGCCAUCUCUUCCACGAGUCUUGCAUCAGGAGCUGGUUCCAAGUCUGGCAAAGGGACAACCCUAACAAGACGCCUUGCUGUCCUUUCUGCAAGACAAAGACGGUCCGCACAACUCACUUUGUACGGUGCCAUCUCCAGUCAUGCACACUCGCUGCUUCAUCCCCCGUCAGACGAUCCCAUUCGAGCCCGAGGGCCAGCUCGCCUCUACGCGAACAAGUCGACGCGCAGGACGAUGUUGGCGAUGAUCAUGAGGCGACUGUGGCAAACCUCAGGCGCAGUCUCAAGCAUGCUAACGCCAAAGCAGCUCAGCUGUCGACGCGCUUGUUGCAAGCCAGCGAGGACGGCGUCAGUCUGGCCCAGAGCGUGCUCAGGUUAGAGAACGAAACCGCGAAACACCAGGCAGACAGCUUGCGAGAUCUCCACAGGAUAGACCGCCUGAACGAUCAGCUCGCUAGACAGACCGUGCAGCUCGAUAAGCUGCGCAAUCGGAUCGCAGACAGCCGUACUGAGAAGAAGGAUGCCGAGGAGGCUCUCGCAAUCCUGCGAGAGACGCACGCAAACGAGAUGCGCGCACGGAACGAGGAACACAACAAGCACAUACAGGAUUCGCUUGUACACGAGGAGGAGCUCCGUGUCAGACUCGAUGCCGCAGAGCGACGCCAGAAGGAAGCGUCCCAUCGCGCCAAUGCCAUCGCGCACAGUGUCCAGGCGUACUCCAAUCGUUGCGAUCGAUACAGACGCGAACGAGACGAGGCUCGUGCCGAAAUCGCAUCGCUAAGGUCUCGCGCUCUCUCAGACUCCGCCAUAGACUCGUCCUUGUCGAUAUCGGUCAAGAGCGGCCGCGGUGCACUGUCGGAGCGCACCAACCUGGGCCCCGGCGUCAACACAAUCAUGCCUGCGGCAAGCUCAUCGAAGAGGCGCAAGCAGUCGGAGAACGACCUUGAAGCAGACUCAUCUGUCGCCGAUACGUCUGCCUCUGUCGUACUUCUAGACCACAAACAAGGCGACGACUCCCUGCUCGUCGAUGACAUGGCACCUGAUCCUGAAUCAGAUCUCAUCAUGAUGGACAGCUUUGCGCGACAAGCUAUCAGAAUGCCACCCUUCAUGACUUUCGCCACGCAGGCCAUCCGCCCUAACGAUAGACCGCGACCACGUCCGAAAGCCGUCGUUUCUGGCGAGCCAAACCAUUCCAGAGACGGAUUGAGCAGGACCACGAUUGACAGGACAAGCAUCGAUCUGACCAAAGGCACAAUCAUGCUCGGUCCGAAGAGGUCGAGAAAGAUCAAACAGCCCACAUGGUGA
Mixia osmundae IAM 14324 is the source of this 1317-nucleotide messenger RNA. RefSeq lists its product as uncharacterized. Lineage: Eukaryota; Fungi; Basidiomycota; Mixiomycetes; Mixiales; Mixiaceae. The record is from RefSeq and is a predicted model, not a curated record. Bases 1 to 1317 code for a protein of 438 amino acids. Gene Ontology annotation, molecular function: metal ion binding. The transcript has 3 exons.